Carcharodon carcharias (great white shark) is the source of this 6379-nucleotide messenger RNA. RefSeq names its product lysine (K)-specific demethylase 5A (gene kdm5a). The record is from RefSeq and is a predicted model, not a curated record. The coding region runs from base 302 to 5290 and encodes 1662 amino acids. NCBI's taxonomy places the organism in Eukaryota, Metazoa, Chordata, Chondrichthyes, Lamniformes, Lamnidae. Gene Ontology annotation, cellular component: nucleus. The transcript is spliced from 28 exons. Gene Ontology annotation, biological process: chromatin remodeling. Gene Ontology annotation, molecular function: DNA binding; histone demethylase activity.
CGUGCGGCGGUGUUUGUGUGUGUGAGGCGGCCCAGUGAGCUGGAGCCGGAGCUCGAGCCGGAGUCGGAGUGGAAGCGGCAGUGGGGGUGCAGAGCCGGCUGGACUGGGCUGUGUGUGGCCGAGGUCGGGCCCGUGCCUGUGGGAGGAGAAGCCGGUCGGUCGGGCAGCCGGCGGGUGGGGUGGGCUGGUCUAGCGGGCGGGGGUCUCUCCCCCCCCCCGCCCCCCCUUCCUCCCCCCGAGCUCCGGCCGCUCUUUGUCUCGGGGAUUGUCGCCGAUCGGAUUCGCUCAGGUCGCCGCCAUCAUGUGGAUAUUUUCCGAGUUCAUCCCGCCGCCCGAGUGCCCGGUGUUCGAGCCGAGCUGGGAGGAGUUCACUGAGCCGCUGGGCUACAUCAACAAGAUCAGGCCCAUCGCCCAGAGGAGCGGCAUCUGCAAAAUCCGCCCGCCCAAGGACUGGCAACCACCUUUUGCCUGCGAGGUGAAAAAUUUCCACUUCACACCCAGAAUACAGCGACUCAAUGAGCUGGAGGCACAAACGCGAGUGAAGUUGAAUUUUCUAGAUCACAUAGCAAAAUUCUGGGAACUGCAGGGAUCCACGCUGAAAAUCCCACAUGUGGAAAGGAAAAUGUUGGAUUUAUACACGCUCAGUAAGGUGGUUGCAAGUGAAGGUGGAUUUGAAGCACUGUGCAAGGAGAAAAAAUGGGCAAAGGUCGCCAGUCGAAUGAGUUACCCACAAGGAAAGGGCAUUGGUUCACUGCUACGGUCCCACUAUGAGAGGAUUCUAUAUCCCUAUGAGUUGUUUCAGACAGGAGCCAGUCUCUCGACUGCUGAAAACUCUUCUAUGCAAAUUUUUCCUGGCUGUGUUAAAACCUUGAAUCAGGGUGAUCCUUCUGAAGACGAUUUUGCCAGAAACCCAGAGCUGCGGAAACUUCAGAUCUUUGGUGCUGGACCCAAAAUGAUGGGCCUGGGUCUCAGGACAAAGAACAGAGAGGAUGAGGAGUUUUCAGUGACUGUGAGGUCGACGGGACACCGGAAGAAUGCAGAGAUACAAUUACCUCGCAUGCAAAUGAGACAGCGGAAAGGAGCUCUGGCUGUUAACUUUAUUGACCUGUACGUUUGUCUUGUCUGUGCACGUGGGGAUGAUGAAGACCGCUUGCUAUUAUGUGAUGGUUGUGAUGAUAGUUACCACACAUUUUGUCUCAUUCCUCCCCUUGUGGAUGUGCCUAAGGGAGACUGGCGAUGUCCCAAGUGUGUGGCUGAGGCAUGCAGCAAGCCUCCUGAGGCAUUUGGCUUUGAGCAGGCAGUCAGGGAGUACACGCUCCAGAGCUUUGGUGAGAUGGCAGAUAACUUCAAAUCGGAUUACUUCAACAUGCCAGUACAUAUGGUCCCAACUGAGUUAGUCGAGAAGGAGUUUUGGCGACUUGUAAGUAGCAUUGAGGAGGAUGUUAUUGUGGAGUAUGGUGCUGACAUUACCUCAAAGGAGUUUGGCAGUGGAUUCCCAGUCAAAGAGACCAAAAGAAGGCUGCUGCCUGAAGAGGAGGAAUAUGCCAGUUCUGGUUGGAACUUGAACAACAUGCCUGUCCUGGAACAGUCCGUAUUGACUCACAUCAACGCAGACAUCUCUGGGAUGAAGAUUCCUUGGCUUUAUGUGGGAAUGUGCUUCUCCUCCUUCUGCUGGCACAUCGAAGACCACUGGAGCUACUCCAUCAACUACCUGCACUGGGGAGAGCCGAAGACUUGGUAUGGGGUGCCGGGUUAUGCUGCUGAACAACUGGAGCUUGUAAUGCGGAAGCUGGCUCCAGAACUCUUCCAUUCUCAGCCAGAUCUGCUGCACCAGUUGGUGACCAUCAUGAAUCCCAAUAUUCUUAUGGAGCAUGGAGUCCCGGUGUUCCGAACAAAUCAGUGUGCUGGUGAGUUUGUGGUUACUUUCCCAAGAGCCUAUCACAGUGGAUUCAAUCAGGGCUACAACUUUGCAGAAGCAGUGAAUUUCUGCACUGCAGACUGGCUCCCCAUGGGCCGUCAGUGUGUCAGCCAUUACCGACGCCUCCAUCGAUAUUGUGUGUUCUCACAUGAAGAGCUGAUCUGCAAGAUGGCAGCUGAUCCGGAAAGUUUGGAUGUUGAGUUGGCCGCUGCUGUCUACAAGGAGAUGGUGACCAUGAUUGAGGAGGAGACACAGCUGAGAAAGGCAGCCUUCCAAAUGGGGAUAGUUGAUUCUGAACAGGAGGCAUUUGAGCUACUGCCAGAUGAUGAACGUCAGUGUGAGACAUGCAAGACAACAUGCUUCCUAUCUGCUGUUACCUGUGCCUGCGACUCCAAUAGGCUUGUGUGCCUUUAUCAUAUUAAUGAUCUGUGCAGCUGCCCAGUGACGAACCACUGUCUCAGGUACCGUUACACACUGGAUGAGCUCCCAUCAAUGCUUUACGGAGUGAAAGAGCGAGCCCAGUCAUAUGACAACUGGGUGGAUAAAGUGAGAGAAGCCUUGGAAGCAGAACUUAAUCACAAGAAAGAUCUUUGUGAGCUGAAAACCCGUUUGGAAGAGGCAGAAGAGAAGAAAUUUCCUGAGAAUGACCUGCUCCGGCAGCUGCGAGCAGCUGUGAAAGAGGCAGAAACUUGUGCCUCUAUUGCCCAACUGCUGGUCAGCAGAAAGCAACGCAGCAGAAAUAAAUCAGAUGGUGGAAAGACUCGGACAAAGCUAACUGUCCAUGAGUUGAAGGCGUUUGUGCACCAGCUGUACAGCCUGCCCUGUGUCAUCAGCCAAACCCGACUGGUUAAGGAGUUGCUGGACAGUGUGGAGGAAUUUCAUGAACGUAGUAAGGACGCUUUAUCUGACGAAAUUCCUGAUUCAUCCAAGUUGCAACUGUUGCUAGAACUUGGCUCCGGGUUAGACGUGGAGUUGCAGGAACUGCCCAAACUGAAGCAGCAUCUCCAACAGGCUCGCUGGCUUGAUGAAGUUAACCUCACUCUCUCAGACCCUGCCAAAGUCACUCUGGAUGCCAUGAAGAAACUCAUAGACUCUGGCAUUGGUCUGGCACCACAUAGCGCAGUGGAAAAGGCAAUGGCUGAUUUACAGGAACUCUUGACUGUGUCUGAACGUUGGGAAGAAAAGGCCAAGGUUUGUCUACAAGCCAGGCCAAGGCAUGGUAUGGCGACUCUGGAUGGUAUUGUAAAUGAGGCAAAGAAUAUUCCUGCAUAUCUGCCUAAUGUGCUGGUUCUUAAGGAAGCUCUGCAGAAAGCGAAAGACUGGAUGGCCAAAGUAGAAGCUAUUCAGAAGGGCUCUUACAAUGCAUAUCUGGAUCAGCUGGAAAAUCUACUAGCAAGAGGACGUCCAAUCCCUGUACGGCUUGAUCCCCUUCCACAAGUAGAAUCCCAAGUUACAGCUGCUCGAGCCUGGAGAGAACGCACUGCCAGAACCUUCCUGAAGAAAAACUCCACCUACACGUUGUUACAAGUGCUGAGUCCCAGGACAAAUAUUGGAGUUUACUGCAGUGGAAAGAAUAAACGGAAAAAAAUGAAAGAAUUAUUGAUGGAGAAAGACAGAGAGUUAGAUUUGGAGAGCCUGAGUGAUUUAGAAGAGGUGACUGGACAAUCCAGUGACCCAGACACAGUUAUUGCAGGCUUCCGUGUAAUGGAGCAGAAAGAGUGUGAAGCCAUGCAUUCUCUGAGAGCAGCAAAUCUGGCUAAAAUGGCAAUGGUGGACCGAAUUGAAGAGAUCAAGUUCUGUGUCUGUCGCAAAGUAGCCAGUGGUUUUAUGCUUCAAUGUGAACUUUGUAAAGACUGGUUUCACAGCACCUGUGUUCCUCUGCCCAAAACGGGCACGCAGAAGAAAGGACUUGGUUGGCAAACGAAAGAAGUGAAGUUCUUGUGCCCGUUGUGUAUGCGUUCUCGGCGACCACGUCUUGAAACCAUUCUCUCAUUGCUCGUUUCCCUUCAGAAGCUUCCAGUCCGUUUACCAGAAGGGGAUGCCUUGCAGUGUCUAACAGAAAGAGCAAUGAGCUGGCAGGAUCGGGCCAGGCAAGCCCUAGCCACAGAUGAGCUCUCUUCUGCGCUUGCCAAACUGUCUGUGCUGAGCCAGCGCAUGGUGGAACAGGCAGCAAGGGAAAAAACAGAGAAAAUUAUUAGUGCUGAGUUACAGAAGGCAGCUGCCAACCCAGACUUGCAGGAACAUUUGCAGAGUGUCCAACAGUCUGCUUUCAGCAGGAGCAUUGGGAGUUUGGCAAACUCACCCAGAAAAUCUCUUGAAUUAGAAGAGGAGGAGACAGACUCUGAUGAUGAUAUCAGAGACACGUAUCGCUAUGAGAAAAAAGAUGGUGCCAGCAGUGUAUCGUCAGGCAGCUUGGAACCAAACCUGUUCUGUGAUGAAGAAAUUCCAAUAAAAGCAGAGGAAGUGGUGUCACAUGUGUGGCCAGCCACACCAUCUUUCUGUGCAGAACAUGCUUAUUCUUCAGCAUCAAAGUCUUUCUCGCAAGGUACUGGAACGCCACGGAAACAACCACGGAAGACACCAUUGGUGCCACGUAGCUUGGAGCCCCCAGUCCUCGAGCUAUCACACAGUGCGAAGGUUCAGCUGGAGGAGCUGAUGAUGGUGGGAGACCUUCUGGAAGUAUCCCUAGACGAGACACAGCACAUUUGGAGAAUACUGCAGGCAACGCACCUUCCUGCUGAGGACAGAUUUCUGCAUAUAUUAGAGGAUGAUGGCCCAGAGGAGAAAUCCAUCAGAAUUAAAGUCAAGGAUCCCUCUGAUAAAAAACGAAAGCGAAAACUGGAUAAAACUGAAUUGUUCUUAGGGGAGAGCAAGAAGUUAAAGGAACUGAGAAAAUUCGACAAGCCCAAAAAGAAAAAGCUGAAACUGAACCCUGAGAAAAUGAAAGAACAGACCAAACUAGGGAAGAAAUUGGGAAAAGAAGAGAAAGAGAAAGAGAAGAAGAAAAAAGAGAAAUCCAAAGAGAGUGCUGAGAAAAUAUUAGAGAAGAAGAAAGAAAAGAAAGUAAUUUUACCAGCUCGGGAGGAUUGGUCUGCAGCAGAGGACUCGGAGGAUGAAAAUGCUGUUUGUGCUGCGUUGAACUGUCAGCGGCCCUGUGGAGAAGAGGUCGACUGGGUGCAAUGUGAUGGCGGCUGUGAUGAAUGGUUCCACCAGGUCUGUGUGGGUGUCUCUUCUGAGAUGGCAGAGAAUGAGGAUUAUAUCUGUACUGCAUGUACCAGGCAAGUGGCUCCUGACAUCAGAGCAACUGGGCAAGAGCUGACUGGAAUUUACACUGCCACAUCUUUCUUGGAGGAUUCAAAGGACAGCAGCUAGUCCCACGUUACUGACUUUCAUGGAAGUAUUGUCGAGUUAUUUGCUUUAAACAGGACCAUGGUCAUAACUGAUGUGCACAGCACUCUGCCAAAAAUGCCACGCAGCCACAUUUUUAAGGACAGGUGUGAAGAAUAUGGUUAAGAAUAGUGUUGUGAAAAAAGGUGAGGUUAGAGACAAUUCUGUGCUCCACAGUGUGAGAAAAAUGACGCUGUCAUAUUUGGUGGAGCUGGAAUAGUAGGAUGGGGAAAACCACAACAAGGAUAGCUGUGGGGGAGGGGCAGCAGGGUUACCAGGGGACCUGGUAGAAGGGGUGCUGGGGAAGAAGUAAACCAAAUGGAAAGGGAACUGGGGGAUAGUGGUGGUGGGUGGAAGGGAAAACAAGAAGUGGGUGCUUAAGUGAGGAGUAGAGGGCCAGUUUCCACAAUACAUCCCCCUUGGGGACACGGAAGAGGGCAAGAGCAUCAUUACUUUUAAAACCUAAGUAUUUAAUCUUUCACACCUUUUAAAGUAAUUUUAAUUACAUUGAAAUCUGUUUAGUCAGUUUAAAAUUGGCCUUUUUGCUUACACCUUCGGCAUAUUUUGACGAGCUUCAUAGCUGGCCCUUUGAAAAUGUAGGGUGUGUUACAGUCAGGUGUUGGCAGUUAAUGUCCUCCCUGCACCAUCUGGAGUCUGUCUUGGAUAACAUGAGUUGUAAGUCUGCUGCAGAGAUAUUUUCAGAUGCUGUAUAUGUACAGUGAGCAACAAUACCUCAAAUAGAGUGCACACAUGAGAUCACAUUUAAUGGAGUGCAUGCACCAAUUAUGCCUUGGGACCCAGCUAAACUAACGGGAACAAACAUAUUCUUCCUAGGUGCCCAGUAAUUUUAUGUAUUUAUGCAGGUUUUGCUGUAAGAUACUAGGUUGUUUAGACUUUUUUGCAGAAGUUUUUUUGUUUUAUUUAUCUUUUUUGUUUUUUUUCUAAACUUGUUUGAGAAAUCGAAAAUCUUUUUUUGUCUAUGUAAUAUGUAUCAGGAUGUAAUGUCUUUACCUGUGUCUGAGGAGAAAAACGCUUGUCGCAACUUACACACAGAAUACAGCAACCCUAACAACU